Alternaria alternata is the source of this 1239-nucleotide messenger RNA. RefSeq names its product zinc transporter YKE4. The transcript is spliced from 3 exons. Gene Ontology annotation, molecular function: zinc ion transmembrane transporter activity. Gene Ontology annotation, cellular component: membrane. The record is from RefSeq and is a predicted model, not a curated record. Gene Ontology annotation, biological process: intracellular zinc ion homeostasis; zinc ion transmembrane transport. Lineage: Eukaryota; Fungi; Ascomycota; Dothideomycetes; Pleosporales; Pleosporaceae. Bases 1 to 1239 code for a protein of 412 amino acids.
AUGGUGUCGCGACGGAACAGGACUCUGCUUUCCUUGGCAAUCUUCCUGGGUGUGCUGGGAUGGAACGUGGCUGCUGCGGCUGUCAAGGGCGAGACGGGCGUGCCAGUGGGCAACUUGAGCGCGCAUGAGAUUGAAGAGCAAUUGCAGGAAUGCCCCCUCGUACAAGCUCUUAACCAGCACAAGGUAGCCUCAGCCCCCACCACGUCGUCCCUCAGCUCCCAGAUCUUCGCCUUCCUCUUUCCCGGCAGCCCCGCAGUCAAUGCCCUGCUGGCGACGCUCUACAUCUCCGGUCCGCCAAACUUCCUCCUUGCGCUAUGUCCGCCCAACAUCGACCCCUCCUCGCUGUCCGUCAUGGUCGCAUUCGCUGUAGGUGGAUUGCUGGGUGACACUCUCUUCCACUUGUUGCCUGAGAUCUUUCUGGGCGAGGAAGAGCACAACUCGGUCAAGUUUGUCAUGGUGGAACCCAACAAGAACCUUUUGUUGGGUGUGGCUAUCAUGGUCGGCUUUGUCACUUUUGUGGCCAUGGACAAGGGCCUGCGUAUCGCGACUGGAGGCGAAGGCGGACACGACCACUCGCACGGCCAUUCGCACGCAAAAGUCGAGGAUACUGCCAAGACCACAGGCGUCGACGUUGGCAGCUCCAAAGAGGGCGUGCGCUCGAGAAAGGCAGGCGCAAACAGCACCUCAUCCGUCCCAGAGACAGCGGAGAAGGAGAUCAAUGCCAGCGUAAGGUUGGGUGGUUACCUCAACCUCAUUGCAGACUUCACCCACAAUAUCACCGACGGCCUGGCGCUCAGCUCCUCCUUCUACGCCUCGCCUACAAUCGGCGCAACCACAACUGUUGCUGUCUUCUUCCACGAGAUUCCUCACGAGGUCGGCGACUUCGCCCUUCUCAUCCAGUCUGGCUUCUCCAAGCGAGCAGCCAUGGGCGCGCAGUUUGUUACUGCUGUCGGCGCAUUCCUCGGCACCUGUAUAGGCAUUGCAGUCCAGGAGUUUGGUGGUAGUUCUGCGUCCGCGGAUGUCCACGGCGCGGGCGCUGGUAUCAUGGGCACUAGUCUGCAGUGGGGAGACAUGCUAUUGCCCUUCACCGCCGGUACUUUCCUGUAUGUUGGGACUGUCGCCGUUAUCCCAGAGCUUCUCGAGACCGGCCCGAACAAAGGCCAAGAGCUUAGGAAGACGUUGAUGCAAUUCGCCGCCAUGUUUACGGGUGCUGGUAUCAUGCUUAUAUCCUGGGAUUAG